Trichomonas vaginalis G3 is the source of this 435-nucleotide messenger RNA. Its product is annotated as phage tail repeat-like family. Bases 1 to 435 code for a protein of 144 amino acids. Lineage: Eukaryota; Parabasalia; Trichomonadida; Trichomonadidae. The transcript has a single exon. The record is from RefSeq and is a predicted model, not a curated record.
AUGGAAGAUGGACAACAGUUGAAAGAGCUUGAGAAAGGUGUUACAGAGUUAAGGAAUACAAAAGCAGACUCGACAUGGAUAGCUGGAUAUGUAGAUGCAACAAAAGAAUAUAUUUUCGCAUGGACAGAAGGAACAUAUCCACAAAAACAUCAUACACAUAACAUCUAUGACGUAAAUGAACUUCAAGAAAAGUUAGAUGACAUUAUGCAUCUAAGACAGGAACUCAAUGUGCUUAAACAAAUUUUGCCGAAUCUUAUUUACCCGGUUGGCUCAUUAUAUGUUUCAAUGAACUCUACCAGACCAGAAGUAGUACUUGGUUUUGGAACUUGGACUCAAAUAGUCGACAGGUUUUUGUAUUGUGCAAACUCUUCAAAGGAAACAGGUGGAAGUAAAACGAUUUCAGGUGAAAAUUUACCUGCACACAGUACUACAUAG